Messenger RNA from Penicillium verhagenii, 2796 nucleotides. Its product is annotated as DEAD/DEAH box helicase. Gene Ontology annotation, molecular function: nucleic acid binding; ATP-dependent chromatin remodeler activity; ATP binding. The coding region runs from base 1 to 2796 and encodes 931 amino acids. Lineage: Eukaryota; Fungi; Ascomycota; Eurotiomycetes; Eurotiales; Aspergillaceae. The record is from RefSeq and is a predicted model, not a curated record. The transcript has 3 exons.
AUGCCGCCGAGAAAGCGCAAAUCCGAUGUUGUCGAUUUAGUCGAAGAUGAAGAUGACGCUCGUGCAGCAAAAAUCAAUCGAUCAGCCCCUUACUUGGACCCACAGAACAUCAGUAAUGGAGAGAGAUUUGGCCAAAGUGCUGAGUUUCUGCCAUUGAGCCAGAUCUCUCAGUUUGCCGGCGCCGAUGAUGAGGAUGCACAAGCUGCUGAGCUUGUUCAGGGGAGUCAAGCCUUGGACGAGUCUGGGCUGUCUAAUACUAUGCUUUAUGGCAGUUUGGAGACCAAGAUUGUGGGAGUUCGUUUCUACCGGGGAAUCGCUACCCCGGGAGAGUAUGUGAUCUUGAAACGAGAGCCCCGAAAUCAAUACGAUCGCAAUGCGAUUCGAGUUGAUAAUAUCAUGGGCAUUCAGAUCGGCCACAUUGGAAGGGGACUUGCUGCCAAGCUCGCUCCCUAUAUGGACCCCAAAGACCUCCAUGUUGAGGGAAUCUUGUCUGGGGAAAAGCGGGAUUAUGACUGCCCUGUGUUGUUGCGCAUGUACGGUACAACCGACCCAGAGGAGAGGAUCGUUCUAAAGCAACGGAUGCAGAAGGAUAAACUUCCUGUACGUGAAUUGGUGGAAGCCGAGCGUCAGGAGAAAAAGCGUCAGAAGGAAAUGGCCGCGGACCGGGCCAAAGCUGAAAAGGCGGCUCGAGUCAUGUCACUCAAGAGAAGUGCGGCCGGGUGGCAAGGCGAUGAGGAAGCGGAGAGAUUGUUUGCCAACCUGAGCACGCCAACAGGUCUCGGUGAGGACACAGAAACCAUAGAGGAACUACUCAAUCAAAGUAGCUCGUUCAAUCCCAGAGAGAUUGGACAGGUUGUGGAGAAUUUCGGACAAAAAGAGUCCGACAUGGCCAAGAUGCCUAUGGUUGAUACUCCAGCUGGUCUUUCUACCGAGCUACUUCCUUAUCAAAAGCAAGGCUUAGCGUGGAUGAUCAACCGCGAAUCCCCGACUCUUCCACCACCUGGUUCCGAUGCAGUGGUUCAGUUAUGGAAGCGCAAUGGCAAGAAUUUUACCAAUAUUGCAACCAACUUUUCAUCAUCCACUGAGCCGGUACUUUCCAGUGGUGGAAUUCUCGCUGAUGAUAUGGGCCUUGGAAAGACGAUCCAGAUUAUCUCCCUGAUCCUGGCCAACUCCGAGCCCAAGACAUCGGGAUCCAGCAAGACCACGUUGAUUCUUGCCCCAGUGGGUGUAAUGAGUAACUGGCGGAACCAGAUUCAAGACCAUUGCCGAAGCGAAACCAUGCCGCGUGUUUUAAUCUACCAUGGAGCUGGCAAGAAAGAGGCUGCAAAUCUGGCCAAGUAUGACGUGGUUAUCUCGAGCUACGGCGCCCUCAGCCUGGAAUACAAGGCGUACAUGAAGACCGGGAAGAAGACACCUGCUAAUGGCAUUUUCGCGGUACAAUGGAGGCGAGUUGUUCUUGACGAGGGCCACAGCAUUCGAAACCCUCAGUCGCAAAGCUCUCAAGCAGCUUGCGCCUUGCGCGCAGACUCUCGUUGGACGCUUACUGGAACGCCAAUCAUCAACACUCUCAAGGAUCUAUACUCGCAAGUGCGCUUCCUGAAGCUUUCUGGGGGCUUGGAUGAUAUGGGUGUUUUUAACAGCGUCCUGAUCCGUCCUCUCACAUCCGGGGAACCUGAGGCUCGUUUGCUUCUUGAGGCCUUGAUGGGUACUAUCUGUCUCAGACGGCGAAAGGACAUGGAUUUCAUUAACCUCAAACUCCCCAAGCUCACUUCUCGCGUUCUUCGUGUCAAAUUCCAUCCUCAUGAGCUCGAGAAGUACAGUGCCUUCCAAUCCGAGGCAAAAGGCGCUUUGUUGGAGUUCAAGGAUAAGCAAGGAACAUACUCCCAUCUUCUGGAGGUCAUUUUGCGCCUUCGUCAAGUUUGCAACCACUGGGCCCUGUGCAAGAACCGUAUCGACAAGCUCAUGGAAACCCUGGGUAAAAACAAAGUCGUGGAACUUACUCCGGAGAACAUGAAAGCUUUGCAGGACAUGCUGCAGCUUCAGAUUGAAAGCCAGGAAGUGUGUGCGAUCUGUCUUGAUAACUUCGAUCAACCCGUAAUCACUGCUUGUGCCCACUCAUACUGCAAGGGCUGCAUCGAGCAAGUCAUUGAACGACAGCACAAGUGCCCACUCUGUCGUGCUGAUAUCAAAGACAACACAAAUUUGGUCGCGCCAGCCAAAGAAUUGAACGGGGAGGAUGAAGGCAGUGUUGACGUGGAUCCCAGCAAUCCUAGUAGUAAGAUCGAGGCUUUGAUCAAGGUUUUGACUGCUCCAGGUCAGGCACCUGGAACUAAGACGGUGGUCUUUAGCCAAUGGACUUCCUUCCUCGACCAUGUGGAGCCCCAUCUGGCUCAGCGCGGGAUCAACUUUGUUCGGGUUGACGGCAAGAUGAACGCUGAAAGACGCGACGUGUCCAUCAAUGCCUUCACUACCAAACCCGAGUGCACUGUUCUUCUCGCAAGUCUCAGUGUUUGCAGCGUUGGACUUAAUCUCGUUGCUGCCAACCAAGCCAUUCUCGCUGAUAGUUGGUGGGCCCCCGCUAUUGAGGAUCAAGCAUUGGACCGCGUGUACCGGCUGGGACAAAAGCGAGAGACUACUGUGUGGAGACUCAUUGUGGAGGACAGUAUUGAGGAGCGUGUGCUAGACAUCCAGAGCCGCAAGCGUGAAUUGAUGCUUGCUGCAUUCCGCGAGACGGGCAAGAAGAAGGCAGAGGACCGAGCGACUCGUGUGGCGGAUCUUGAAAGUCUUAUAUUUUAG